Messenger RNA from Pogonomyrmex barbatus (red harvester ant), 1770 nucleotides. Its product is annotated as nudC domain-containing protein 1. The record is from RefSeq and is a predicted model, not a curated record. Lineage: Eukaryota; Metazoa; Arthropoda; Insecta; Hymenoptera; Formicidae.
GCGUCAUAAUCGCGAUUAUAAGUUAGGUUAUCCUGUCAAUCGCUCGUCCUGUCAUUGAUUAAAAAAUUUAUAUAUUUUUAUAUGUUCUGCUUUUAAUUUAAUGUAGAACGAUGACAGAAAUAAUUGAAUUACGGCCUGACAAAAGUUUGAUGAACUCGGCCUUUGAAAAGUAUCAAUUUUCUAGCGAAGUCAUUCCUAUAAUUUCUGAAAACAAACUAAAAAGUCAUGUAUAUAGAUUAGAGUCAAAUCAUAAUCAGGAAUCUUGGUUGGAAGCAAGGCUAUUUGCUUUUCACAAUCAUUUAUUUAAUAAUGUAUAUGAUAUGUCAUGCUGGUUUAUUGAUGAAACUUCAGCUGUUUGGCGGCUAGAUAAGGAGGGUUCUUUGGACCAAGUAUACAAAUUACACACAGAUACAGACUUAUCAAAAAUAAUAUAUAAUCCAUCAAUUGGAUUUACCUCGAAUAAUAUUCUGGUAAUCUCUGAUGGUGGUGAAAAUCUACAUAUGCUGAUAACGAGUACAGGAGAAAGCAAAAAAUAUUUUCUAAUGAAUUCUAUAGAACCUGGAAUCAUCAUGAAUGUUCAAUAUGUAGAAAAGAGCUCGAAAAUUGUUGUAAUCAUGUGCACUAUUGCUGUAGAUGAUAAUCAGAAGAAAUAUACACAACUUAUAUUGUUAUCUUAUAACUUGGAGUAUGUAGAAGAUAAAAUAGGAAAUAUUUAUUGUAUAGAUAAGCAGAUAUUGAAAGUACAAGGUACUGUGGAUUAUGCUUAUUUGGAAAAAAAUGGCAACUAUUUACAUUCUAUUUGUCAAGAUAAUAUUAAUUUUGAGAAAAACGACACACAAGAAACUGAAACUGAAGUAAAACUGCCAAAUUCGCAGAUAAAGAUUCCAAAUUAUCAUUGGUCACAAGAUGAAGAGUCGCUUACCAUUUGGGUUAAGAUACCAAAACAAUACAACAAUAAACAACCUAAAAUAAAUGUUAAACCAUUAGAAUUGUCUGUUACAAUAGAUAAUGAAAUAUUGAUACAAGGAGAGUGCCAAUAUAGAUUAGAAGAAAAUAUGGCAACUUGGAGGCAAAAGGAAGAUAUAUUGCAAAUUGAUCUAAGUAAAUAUGAAAGUGGAUUAAUGUGGAGUGAGUUAAUAAAAAAUGAUACAGGAGGCGAAUAUUUACCCAAUGAGACUCUCUCUGCAGAAAUUCAUGAGAAGUUAGCACACUUAUGUACAGAUCAACAAGAUGUUAGAGGAGAUCAACCUUGUGUGGGAUUCAAUGUUGAACAAUUAGAAGAGUGUGAUUUAGAAGGAAAAGAUAAUUUUUUACAAAGGAUUAAUCUUCUCACACAAGCAACCACGCAUCUGGCUAGAUUGGGAAGCAAUAAUCACGUAUUGUUUACAUGUAAAAGAAAACAUGGACAAAUGGUAUGCCUGAGAUGUGAUCAUGACGCUUGCGUUUGGAUAAUAGGCAAUGCAGAUGAUAAUACUCAAUGGAACCUAAAACAUGUCCAUAGUUUUCCCGGAUUUGGCUAUGUUGAAGCUAGCAAAACUAAUAAAAAAUUUUGUGUGUCUCCAAUUGAUGGUUCAUAUAUAGCUAUAAUAGAACAUGCGAGACAUGUAUUCCUAUAUGAGAAACCUGAUAUUGGAGAGAAAAUUGCCAAACAAAGAAUCGUGGACCUUGAUUGUCAAGCAUCUCCCAUUAUGGGUGUCGUAGCUACAAAUAAAUAUUUGAUUGUACUUUCAAAAGAUAAAUUAUAUCGUUUACAGAUUUGUACAUGAUAAU